ACAGGCCGCAGUCGAUAGCGGGCUUUUCCUCAGUGCGUGCUGAAGUAAGCACUGCUCUACGCAUUUCUCUCCUGUCAUCUCUGUGUUUUUGUGAUACCGGACCAUCCCAGCUGGAGCUUUGAGCGCUCGCCUCAUCCAUGCGUUUAGUGGAAUAAAGCAACUGUUUUUGUGUUUACUGUGACCGAGAUGGCAACGAAGUCCGUGUGGUCGCCCCCGUAUCGUCGUCGGCAACGCUGGUGCAAGUCGGCGGACGAGGCGACGACAAGCGAUGAGGACUUGCUCUCGGAUGCGGGCAUCGACGUCGACGAUGACGAGGGCUUGGAAUGCGUACCCACGGGAAACAAGUUGAGUUCUUCGAGUAAAUUGACUAUUCCAACACCAAGAAUGGAUACAUAUAGAUUUUCCAUGGCCAAUAUGGAAGAUAGCCAAGAUGUGGAGCUGGAUGCCAUCCUAGGCGAACUCUGUGCCCUGGAGGAUAAGCUGGAUCGGGAAAUUAUGCCUAAGAGCCAGUCUGCCAACCAGGCCCUGGGGAAUACCUGGGUGAAUUCCAGGCCUACGAAUGUGGCGAACAAUCAGAAUUGUAACAACAGCAACAACAAUAACAGAAACCAGUCAGAAAGCAAAUCUAAUUCUGGUCAUAAUAGAUCCAAUUCUGGUGGUGGUGGCACGAGGCCAAAAUUCGAAAUCGGAGGUCUGCAAGUGGAUAUGUACUGCGAGGAUUUUCUGCGUUCCCAGAAAGGAGAUAUGGGUAUGAGGACUGAAAGCCCAGACAAUGAUUCGGCCUUUUCCGACAAUGUCUCCAUGUUGUCCUCGGAAUCUUCUGCCUCUUCUGGAGGUGUUCGUGGGGAGGGCCACUCUAGCAGAAGUAUGUCCUCGCAGAGCAGCUGUAUGUCCCUCGCCUCCUCCCCAACACAGGUCGAGCAGGCUGCCCGAUUAAAGGCCGAAAAAAUCAAAAUCGCUCUCGAAAAAAUGAAAGAAGCUAGUAUCAAAAAGCUUUUCAUCAAAGCAUUCAGUGCCGACAAUAGCGCCAAGAGCUUGUUGAUAGACGAACGCAUGACGGUGGGUCACGUGUGCAAGCUGUUGGCGGAAAAGAAUCACGUGGCCAUGGAUCCAAAGUGGGCGUUGGUGGAACAUAUCCCCGAACUUUACCUCCAACGUGUCUAUGAAGACCACGAGCAUGUUGUCGAAAAUCUAUUGCUGUGGACACGGGAUUCGUGCAACCGUUUGUUUUUUCUAGACAGAGGGGAGAAAUACGAUUUAUUUAAAAAUCCACAGAAUUAUCUGCUAGGCGGCACUUCCUCCGAAAAGCAUCUGGAGUUGGACGAUGAUGCCAAAAACGUGUUGCUCGAUGAAUUCUUUUCAACAUCAAAUGUGGGCGUACCCGAAGUGGAGGGCCCUCUCUAUUUGAAAAGUGAUGGCAAAAAAGCUUGGAAAAAGCAUUUCUUCGUCUUGAGGGCUUCAGGGCUUUAUUAUUGCCCCAAAGGAAAAUCAAAGUUAUCAAAAGAUCUUCUGUGUUUGACUACUUUCGAUAUGAACAAUGUUUACCUGGGUUUUGGCUGGAAGAAAAAGUACAAGUCGCCGACUGAAUUCGGAUUUGCGAUCAAGCAUCCCCAGAUUCAAACGAAAUCUUCAAAAUACAUCAAAUACCUCUGUGCGGAUGACGAAAUGACUCUCAGGCAGUGGAUGAUGGGUAUACGCAUAGCCAAGUAUGGGCUUCAACUGAAAGAAAACUAUGAAAAUCUCUUGCGUGACAUAGCGGAAGAGGACUUGGAGACACUGGCCAAUGCCCGUAGCUUUUCUGUUUCUUCUGUUGCGAAGACGGCGACGAGUCAGCAAGAGAGUUCGCACCACAGCUCAGAGAAAGACCUGGACCAGAUGGAGGAUGAGUUGCCGGGCACUCUGGAAAAGCUGCAAAAACUAAGGGUUAUCAGCCGCCAGGAUUCCAUCAAGUCUUCUAAGUCAAACACGAGCAGCAGCAGUGGGUGUCCAUCCGAACGGUCUAGUAGUGGGACUCCAACAACCGAUCAUUUGGUAUUCGAUGCUGACUUCCCAAUGGGUACCAUUAAGAGAAAACCGAGCAUGACUCCAAAGAUUCCCUUGACAACAACCACUCGCAAUCUGGCUAAACAGUCUGGAGAAGAAGGCCCUCUUCUCGAUGGUCAAAAUACCAACGGCAGUGGAAGUGGGGGCAGCAGUUGCAGUGGCAGUCUCAGCGGUAGUCUUGGCAGGUCUACCUGCGGUCGAUUCAGUUUAAGAAGAUCGCAUACAGAUGAUAGGAUAUCACUAGGCAGCUUGUCCAGAAAGAAAAACCAGCAAAAUCUCCAAGAAACACCACCAUCUAGUCUACUUCGGGAUGAUUUGCCACUCCCUCCUCCUCCUCCCGAGGUCAACUCAUCAGAGUGUAUGAAUUUUGAUACCCUACCUCCUCCUCCUCCUGAAGCAUUUAGGACAACAAAUACUUUGAACUUGGAAAAUUUGUCACCUCCUCCUCUCAUAACUCCUGAUACCAAUGAAGAUCUAAGUUGGUUGAAUGAGUCAAACAUUCCUCCUCCACCUUGUCUGCAAAAUGAUGAUGUCCUUAGUCCUGAAAGUAAGGGCAAGAAGACAUCACCUGCCGUGCCUCCAAAACCUCGAAAGGGCAUCCGACGCAGACAGUCAGAAAGUGAUGCUCGUGCCACGCCACCUCGACUGGUCGAGCACCAGAAUGGACUUGUUGUGAUAAAACCAAAGCCUUCAAAGCAGAACUUACAUUUGAACUGGAAAUGCUGUGAUGAGAAUGAAUGGGCACCAACAAUAUCUCCUUGUUCGCAAGUGGACAGAACUUCCCAUGCAGAGAAUGCUAAACCUAGUGCGGUAUCCCGAAGCAGAAGGACAAGUGCACCUUGUGCAGCUUCCAACCAGUUACAAGUACACUCUGUCAUCUCACCCUCUGAUGCAUCUAAACCAACUGCAAUUGACAGAAAAUCUCGAUCACAAUUUAAACCUUCCCCUCCAAAGAGGAGUGAAAAUACAAAACUCUCUUCAGCCUUCACUGCACCUCAGCGGAGAUCUGCAUCUGCCUCAGCAGCCCCUUAUGACCAAGAAGAAUACCCACCAGAAACAUUUCUAAAAAACUUACAAAAGGUAAUGGUGAGGAAAUGGAAAGUAGCUCAGCAGCUGUCACUAGAUAAUAACAGUUCAACUUCACAUCAGAUUCUGGGAUUUAGAGAUCCAAACUAUUUACCAGCAGCCAGUCAUCCAUUACAGCGAUCUCCAUCAUCGCCUCCACCCUUACCUAACCACACUGACAGGCACCAUUUCAUACGAUCCACAUCACAAUCAAGACCUGAAAUGUCCAGAAUGGAAAAUAAAACUUACGUAGCCAAUGCCAAAAAACAAGCCCCACCACCACCGCCCAAAAGCAGCAAAGCUUCCCGGGGGUGAUAACAAAUCAGAAGAUAAUUAAAAAUAUGCUUGUGCUCAACUGGGUGCUGUCUUCAGAAGACAUGAAAACUUUAUAAUGUGCUUUGAUACAUUUUAUGGAAAGAAAAAUAUUUACUGCCGAUAGUCUUUUUAGCAAUUAAGUAAAGUCGUAUUCUCAGAAAAAUACUUUUCAUUCUUGGUCUCUGCGUUUAGGAUGUUGGUCUUCUUUGAGAGUCACAUAGAACAGUUUUUGAAAAAUACUCCCAACAGUAUUUUUGCAUAUGGAUAUUAUAUUUCUGUGAAAAUGCUAUCUGUAAUCUGCUGGUGGCCUUCCUAGGCACAUUGUUCACUUCUUUAAGUAAGGCUUCCUAACUGCGUACGUGUUCUUAAACACUUAUUUUUCAACUGUUCACCAGUUUUUGUUUAUUAUAAUGCAUAUCAGAUUAUUUAUGUUUCAUAUCAAUUCUUAUAUGUCUCGUUUAAUGUUCAGGUUUUCCAAAAUUGAAUAAUUUUGAAUGAACACAUCUUUUUUUUAUAUCUCUUUCGCAUCUAUAAUCAACAUGUCAAAAUUUAAGUUUUUACCAAAGAUACAUAUAUUUUUUAGAUGUGUAGCUUGUGUUUCAUAUGAAUUUUUAAGACUGAACUAUUUAAAAUAUUAAUUUGUUUCUUCCUAACUUGCCACUUUUAAGACUUUAGCAAAUAUAUGAUUUCCAAAUUCAAGAAUUGGUUCUAUAUAAUAUUUUUCUCUUGCACAUAUUUCAAAUUGAAAUCAUAACCAGAAUGUUGUUUUAUUCACAAGGAUCACAGGAAUCUUUGUUAUAUUUUACAUCAAUAAUUUUAAAUUAAUUUAAAUAUUAUAAAAGUUAAUUUGCAUAGCAACAUAUAUGUUGCAUCAUUAUAUUUAGAACUUACGAAUCACAACAAUUAUUUUUAUUAUUAAAACAGAAAAAAAGGUAUAUAGAAAUGUGUUUAUCUCCAGAAUAAACAAGAUUGAUUUUGAUGCAAUUAAUUCUUUUUAAUUUGAUAAAUGUAUAAAUUUGAGCAUACUGAUUAAAUUGUAUAUUUGAUUGGUUAUUCCUGCAUAAUUAAGACUAAAGGAUAUGUAGUCACUGCAAAAUAUUACAAAAUGAACACAAAUUAUAUUUUCACGUAAUGUUGUUUCCGAUUGUGUUGAACACAAAUCGAAAAAUUAUUUGAGUUCUGAAGAAUGCAGUAACAAUAAUGUUUAUGUUUGGUUGUAAUACUUGUUGAAUUUUUAACCUCUUUCCUGUAUAGUGUAUUGUAGAAAGCCUUAUAGCUAGAGCUUAUAAUGUUAUAUACCAAAACAUUUUCAGAAUGAAACACCUGUUCUACUUAUUUGGUCUGUAUGGUUCCUUAUGGUUUUCCAUAAUCGUUUCUAGCGCACAUUUAGUGUAUAACUUGUACUUAUUUAUGUUAAAUUAUUUGUGCCAAUAUAGUACGUAAUCUUUGUGCUUUAUCUAAAAUUGGCUGGUCCAAUUGUAUUUGAUCUUCCUGUUUAAGCUUUUUUUUAGAAACAAAAUAUUAAAAAGGUGAAUGAAAUUAUAAAAAAAAAAGAGAAUUAUUAAACUUGAGAGUAAAAUAUUGUAAAAGUGUCAGCUGCAGUAGAGUUUUAAAACAUGUAAAAAAAAAAAAAAAAAUGAAUGAGCUUAUUGUAUGAGAGUAUAGGAAUAUUGACAAUACCUCUUCAAAAGAAAAAUAAUCUUAUGGUAUGAGCUCUUAAAACAUAUAUAAAUUUUUGUAUGAGCACAUCCCAACAGCAGUUUCAUAAAAGUGCUGUAAAGAGCUGCAAAAGGAUCAAAUAUAAUAUUAUAUAACAGCAGUGACAAUCUGUCAAAAUCUACUUGCAAAAUAUUUUACAGAGUACAAGAAAUAUAAAAAUUUGUACAGUUUUUUGUCUAAUCAUAUAUAUGAAUUGUUAUGAGUUGUGUAUGUUAUUGAUUAAAUUACAAAACUUAGAAUCUUAAAAAA
Messenger RNA from Stegodyphus dumicola, 5391 nucleotides. RefSeq lists its product as uncharacterized. Gene Ontology annotation, biological process: signal transduction. The record is from RefSeq and is a predicted model, not a curated record. NCBI's taxonomy places the organism in Eukaryota, Metazoa, Arthropoda, Arachnida, Araneae, Eresidae.